AUGGAUGGCACGAGUAAGUCAUUUGUUGCAAGCCAUCUCGCACAGUCAAUUGUCGGAGCCGAUACCAUCCGUGCAUUUGGCAAAGAAUAUCGUUUCUUUCUAGAACAUAUGCAACUUAUUGAUGGCAACGCGAGUCCAUUUUUUCAUAGUUUUUCAGCAAAUGAGUGGUUGAUCCAACGUCUUGAAAUGCUAUGUGCACUUGUUGUUUCAAUGUCUGCCUUGGCCAUAACUUUGCUUCCAUUUCAAGCUUCUGACUCAGGUAUCAUUGGAAUGGCUCUUUCCUAUGGGCUCUCAUUGAACGCUGCCCUUGUUGCUUCCAUCCAAUUUCAAUGCCAACUUUCAAAUCAGAUAGUUUCUGUCGAAAGACUAGAGCAAUACAUGCAUAUUCCUAGUGAAGCCCCAGAAAUCAUAGAAGCCAAUCGGCCCUCAACAAGUUGGCCAAGUAUCGGUAGAGUUGAUAUCCAAAACCUUAAAAUUAGAUAUCAACUGAAUUCCCUGUUGGUUCUUCAAGGAAUCAAUUGUGUAUUUGAAGGGAGACAUAAAAUUGGAAUUGUUGGAAGGACAGGGAGUGGAAAAACGACUUUGAUAGGUGCUUUGUUUCGACUAGUUGAACCUACACAAGGAAGGAUUGUUAUAGAUGACUUAGAUAUCACUUCUAUUGGCCUUCAUGACCUUCGAUCAAGUUUUGGUAUCAUCCCACAAGAACCAACUCUAUUCAGUGGUUCCAUUCGAUAUAAUCUUGAUCCCCUAGCAGAACAUAGUGAUCACGAACUGUGGAAGGUAACAAUAUAUCACAAUCAGACACGUUUUAAUCAAAAGCCAUCAACAAAUGCUAAUGAUCAUUGUGUAUUCCAGUCAUAUGAUGAUGUAAAUACAGUUGUGCAAGAUGGCUUGAAUUGGAGUUUGGGACAACGUCAACUAUUCUGUUUAGGAAGAGCUCUUUUGAAGAGACGAAAGAUACUCAUACUUGAUGAAGCAACAGCCUCGAUUGAUAAUGCAACCGAUACCAUUAUCCAGAAAACGAUUCGUGAAGAAUUUCAAGACUGUACAGUAAUAACAGUUGCACACAGAGUACCAACUGUUAUAGACUGCACAAUGGUACUUGUUAUGAAGGAUGGAAAGGUGAUGGAGUAUGACAAGCCCAUGAAACUGAUGAAUGAAUCAGCUUCCUUAUUCGCAAAGCUUGUUAAUGAAUACUGGUCACAACAUAAAGCCUCACGAUUGGACUAG
Molecule: messenger RNA, 1230 nt
Organism: Lactuca virosa
Lineage: Eukaryota; Viridiplantae; Streptophyta; Magnoliopsida; Asterales; Asteraceae
Source: the annotation of a GenBank genome assembly